Messenger RNA from Chanos chanos (milkfish), 3594 nucleotides. RefSeq names its product protein FAM110B. The coding region runs from base 412 to 1743 and encodes 443 amino acids. The record is from RefSeq and is a predicted model, not a curated record. The transcript has 3 exons. Lineage: Eukaryota; Metazoa; Chordata; Actinopteri; Gonorynchiformes; Chanidae.
GUUGAUUUUUAACUGGAGUAUUUCAGAGUUCUUCUGCUGAAUUUUCCACCUCUCUUGACGGCUCUACUCUCUCACACUCUGGAGCUGCAGACCUAGAGUGAACAUCUUUAGGAUUAAUUGAGAGGAGAAGGGAGAAAAGUAGCGUUCGUGAGAAAGGGAUUGAGUUCCACUCAGAGCGUCCAGUCGUUUCUCUGCUGCGAGGGAGCAUCAGUGCAAACUCAAGGAUCUGCCCUCUUAGCGGGUCACUCUGUCGGACCGAUGUGGAAUGUGACCCUUUGUGACCCUGUCCCACAAGCGUCCAUUCAGUGAACAGGACUAAGAAGAGAGCGCAUAAAAGACAAGAGGUGCAGAGGUUGACACAAUAAGAGAAGCAAAGUAGUGGCAGCAGGAGCACACAGACUGCAUUCCGUAAUGCCAGUGGAGACCCUUCGACCCUCAGAUGGACGUCUGGCGGGAGGUCCCUUCACUUCUGCCAUGCCUUUCCGCAUCCUCAACAAAGGGCCGGAUUAUUUUCGCCGGGCUCCAGAGCCAGGAACACGAAAGCCAAGUGCAGUCGAGCGUCUGGAGGCCGAUAAGGCCAAGUACGUGAAGAGCCAGCAAGUAGUCCUCACAAAACAGGAGCCCGUCAAACCCCCAAUCAUCCGCAAACCAUUGUUGUCACCAGGAAUGCUUUUGCACUGUAGGAUAAACACUCCACCCACCAGAAAGGUCCCACGCAGACCGGCAGAUUCCGAAAACGGGUGUGGAACUAUGCAGGGCGUACGCAGGGGCCCACCGCUUAACCUGGAGAUACUAAAUAACCUUAUCAAUGUCUGUGAUGGGCCAACGUCAUCCUCUCCUACCCCCUCGUCACCGUCUGCCUCUUCGCCCUCGUCUGGAAGUAAAAGCAUGGAAAGUGGUCCCCCAACAGUGCCCCCACGCUCUUUCAACCUGGAGAGCCAUGUUCCCUCAACACCCAACUCCUCCUGCACCUCUUCCCCUCUGAACAACUCUACCCGCGCCCCAUCUGCAGAGCUGAGCCGCAGGCCUCCCCCUGUUCCAGCCAGGGCACCCAGGCCGGUAACAGCACAGGGGUGUUAUAGUUCCCCAAACUCUAUGACGGUGCGGAGGGUGGACGUGCGACCCCAGGCAGAAGUCAGGAAGCCCCAGAGGGUGCCUCUGCAACCCCAGCCCAAACCCCGCCAGACUGCACAGCCGCAGGUACCACCUUCAUCUCAACCCCAGCCUCCAUCACCGUACUUGCCCUCCAGCCCUAUGCUCGUACGAGCCAGCGCACUUCCUCCAGCAUCCCCGGCCUUCACCCGGCUCUCGUCAGCCAGCUCACGGGGCUCCCGUCCUGGCUCGGUGAGAAAGCACCCCUCCCUGCAUCGCUCCAAAUCUGAUCUCAGUGACCGCUACUCGCGGGCCACCGCCGACCUAGAGCGCUUCUUCAACUACUGCGGACUGGACCCAGAGGAAGUGGAAGGCAUGGGUGGUGUGGAACGAUUUGCCCGUGCCAGUUCAGACAUUGUGUCUGUGUCCAAGCUCCGUAGUGUCAGCACACCCAGCUCUGAGUGUGGAGAGGGAGACGAUGGAAGGAGAGGGGAAGAGGAGGAGGACGAUGAUGAAGAAAACGGACCUCCUAGACCCAGUGAGCGUGUCCCCUAUGGCAUCUCUGUCAUCGAGAGAAACGCCCGAGUCAUCAAGUGGCUUUAUGGCAUCCGACAGGCACGGGAUGCCGCUCACAGCGUCUCCAAUGUGUAGUAUUUUUCUGACUGUCAAAGGGCAGUCUAUGAACAGUCUAGCAAGGGUGUCAGAGGACCCAGGAGAAUGUGAUGUGGACUGAGAUUUGCAGACACCAUGUUCAUGAUUUUUUUUAUAUGUAGGCUAUUUAUUAAAGUGUUUGAGACCAUUGGAGGCGCUAAGCUAUCUUUUUUCAUUUGUAUAUUUCUGUUCAAAAGAAUAUUUUCUUUUCUCUUUUUUUUUGCCUUAAAAAAAGUUUGAGGAUAUAAUUUUCAUGGGACUUCUUAAACAUGUUGCAGAAAUCUAUGGUCUUUGACACCCCACUGUUUUGGGAACAUGUGCUGUCAAGAUCAUUUACCUCAGAGAGCAAACAUGAAUAUCUGACAUUUAAACUGUCUGCGCACAGACUUUGAAGGGAAAGUCAUUAAAAGCAAUAAUAAUAGAGUUGGUCCUGAAAGCUUUUAGUGAGUGAAUGAUGAUGAUGAUGAUGGUGGUGGUGGUGGUAUGACAGCAGUAGAUCUGCUGAGAUAAUGCUGUUGAUCAGGUACUUAGUCUUUAUUAAUUUACAGGGACGAUGUAACUGUGGCUUCAUAAAUCUAAUCUGGGGUCGAACGGUGGUAUGACUGAUAACUUUAUCAAGUACUGUCUAGCCUGAGAAACUUGUCCUGUUUGUUCUUUUUGAUUAUAGGAUGUUGAAGGACAGCCCGGUGUGUUAUUCCUGGGAUUAGUAGUGUUAUGAGGCCACAGUUUCCCAUCACUGUUACUUGCAAGUCAGGGCUCAGCUAGAGGGUUGAAUGACUUCAGAGGCAGGACAAAAGUCCAGCAAACACACACACACACACUCAAAGCAACAAAAGCAAACACUCAAAGAUACAUUCACACAAUCACACUCACAAAAAUCCCCCUUCAAAUUUUCACACCAAACUCACUGUGCACAUAUCAUUGGUCCACUGGUCUCAAAUCUGCUUUGGUGUCAAAGAGCACAAUUAAACGAUGGAGGUUAUGGAUCAGGAAGGAAAGAGACUCCAUGAUACUGUGAAGAUCAAACUGCUUCUGUGAACACACAUACUCUCUGUUACUAGGGCUCUUAGACUGUUAAUGUUCAACGCAGCUGAGCAUGCAAAGAGCUCUGUUAGAACUGCAUGCAUGUAUGUGCAGGUAUUAGAUGUAGUUACUUAUGGACAGCCAUUUCACAAUAGCACAGCUGUUACGUAUACACUCACAAACCACAGGUUCUGCUACAAACGGGUGCGAUAACAAUAUUUUUGUGAUUUGAAAAAGUGUUGAUGUAUGUGUUGGUAUUACUGGUUUUUGUUUGCUUUCUCUUUGAAAGGAUGUUUGUCGUGUUAUGAAUGGGUGGGUGAAGUAAGUAGGGAAUGAGAAGGAGGGAUAAAGUUCUCUCAAGUAUGAGAACACAAGGGUGACCAGGUGAAUGAAGGUGGCCAGAAAGAUGGAAAGACAUCACUUGAACAGAGACAAAGCCUUGAAAAAUAAUUGAAGAUCUGAAGGAACUGUUUUUCUGUUGAUGUUGUUUGCAUGGAGCGUGACCUGACAAAUAACCUGACAAAUUUAAAUAGUUUUCAGCUGUUUUCAGCAUUUCAUGUUCAUAAUACAAUAUGUUUGCUUCAAAAUGUUGAAUGGGGGGUUUCACUAUAAAGACUAUCAACACCAAAUACACAUAUCAACACGAAAUCACAUGCAAAAGUACAAUCCCACCCAAAAUUUUGUUCAGGAAGCAGAACAGUGUGACUCGGGUUUUCCGUAAGGGGGACUCUAGUGAAUAUGUGAUGUGAUGUGGAGUGGAGUACUGGCCAGUCACAGAUGGCUGAACAAUCUCUCUGCUGCAAAAUCUGUGUCUUCUCAUGUCAAUAA